AUGGCUGAAAAAGUAGCGGUCGUGACGGGCUCUAACAAAGGCAUUGGAUUUGGUACAGUCCGAGAAUUGUGCAAACGUGGUAUUGGGUAUGUUUAUCUAACAGCAAGAGAUUUACAAAGAGGGAAAGAAGCUGUUGAGAAAUUGAAGAAAGAAGGUUAUAAGCCCUUUUUUCAUCAACUCGAUGUCACAGAUGAGCUCAGUGUAAAAAAGUUUGCAGAACACCUUAAACAAGAGCAUGGAGGCUUGGAUAUUCUUAUAAAUAACGCAGCAGUUGGAGUGGCAAGUUAUGUAGAUGUUACUUACGAAGAUUCAGUACGUGUGCUUGAUGCCAAUUACUACAGCAUCCUUAAUACACAAAAGUAUAUGUUCCCUAUUUUGAAGAACAACGCUCGAGUUAUAAACAUAUCAAGUGAUUGUGGUCAUAUUUCGAAUCUUAGAAAUACCUACUGGAUCAAUCGUCUCACUAAAGAAGAUAUUAAGCAAGAAGAUGUAGAUGCAUUUGUGGAUUGGUUUCUGAAUUCUGUUAAGAAUGGAACUCUUAACAAGGAUGAUUUUGAAGAACCAUUUGUUAUACCAUAUAAAAUAUCUAAAAUUGCUGUAUGCGCUUUAACAAGAGCUCAACAAAGAGAAGUAGGACGUGGUAUAUCAGUAAAUUCCUUGCAUCCAGGUUUCGUGAAGACGGAUAUGACCAAAUCUGGUGGUGACUUAACUAUAGAUCAAGCUAGUGAUGCUCCUGUGUACUUAGCUCUAGAUAUCGAUCAAUCUGUAAAAGGAAAAUUAUUCUGGUUUGAUAAAACUGAAAAAGAUUGGGCAGAUGCGAAUCAAAAGUUACACCCUCGCGCUAAGGAUUUUACUAGCUAG
Molecule: messenger RNA, 861 nt
Organism: Bicyclus anynana (squinting bush brown)
Lineage: Eukaryota; Metazoa; Arthropoda; Insecta; Lepidoptera; Nymphalidae
Product: carbonyl reductase [NADPH] 3-like
Exons: 1
Coding region: 1-861 (286 amino acids)
Molecular function (GO): oxidoreductase activity, acting on the CH-OH group of donors, NAD or NADP as acceptor
Source: RefSeq, a predicted model, not a curated record